AUGUCAGCGAAUCCUAAAUUGAUCGAGUAUCACUAUGAAUUGGGUGGCUUUGAGCGGCAGAUCACCACGAAGAGUCCUGAAGCCCAGAUCUGGUUCAACCGCGGUCUGACAUGGACCUAUUCCUUCAACCACCAGGAGGCGGUGGCCUGCUUUGAGAGAGCCCUUGCGCUUGAUGGCGCCUGUGCCAUGGCCCAUUGGGGUCUGGCAUAUGCCCUCGGCCCGAACUAUAAUCAGUCGUGGGAGUUCUUCGGCGAACAACUCGAAGACGUGGCCAGCCGCACCUAUAAAGCCUCGCGCAAGGCACAGGCUCUCGCCAGUAGCGUGACACCGGUCGAGCAGGUGCUCAUCACCGCUUUGCAGGCUCGCUACCAGAGCGAACAACCGGCUACUAUGGAGCAGUAUGCGUCGCAGAAUCGCGCCUACGCUGAAGCAAUGGAAGCUGUGUAUCAUGUCUUUGGCGAUGAUCUCGACGUGGCAACUCUGUAUGCAGAUGCCCUGGUCAACUUGAACCCCUGGAAGCUCUGGAAUCUGGAAACCGGGGAGCCCAACCCAGGGACGCGGACGCUCGAUGCCAAAGCUGUGCUGGAGAAGGCUCUCACCCACAAGGAUGCCUUUCAGCACCCGGGUCUCCUGCACGUAUACAUUCAUUUGAUCGAAAUGUCGCCAACACCGGAACUGGGCCUGCAAGCAGCCGACCAGCUGCGCGAGCUGGUCCCAGAUAGUGGCCAUGUACACCACAUGCCCUCGCACCUGGACUUGUUGGUUGGUGACUAUCGAGGCGCCGUCCGGGCCAACCAGCAUGCCACGCGUGCAGACGAGAAGUUCCUGGAACAUAACGGCCCGUCGAAUUUCUACACGGUCUAUCGUAUGCACAACUAUCACACACUCAUAUAUGCUGCGAUGUUUGCGGGCCAGAAACAAGUUGCCCUAAGCGCGGCAGACCGGCUGGAGGCGACCCUCCCAAAAGAGCUACUCACUCCGAUGGCAGACUGGCUCGAGAUAUUCAUGAGCGUGCGGUCGCAUGUUAUGGUACGGUUCGGCAUGUGGGACGAAAUUAUCGAAAGUUCGCUGCCUGAUGAUCAAGAACUGUACUGUGUCACGACUGCAACCGCCCACUAUGCCAAGGGUGUCGCUUAUGCCGCGACAGGGAAUGUCGAGGCUGCAGAAAAGGAGCGUGAGAAAUAUAAAGAAGCACUGACGCGUGUUCCUGAGACCCGCCUGGAUUUCCCUAACAAGUGUGUCGACCUCCUAGCCGUGGGGACGGCCAUGCUGGACGGCGAGGUGGAGUACCGAAAAGGGAACCACGAGCAGGCGUUCGAGCACCUGCGCCGCGCAAUCGAACUGGACGAUGGGCUCGGAUACAGUGAACCUUGGAGCUGGAUGCAGCCUGCCCGCCAUCCGUAUGCGGCACUCCUGCUGGAACAGGGUCGUGUCCAAGAGGCAGCAGAUGUAUACCGAGCGGAUCUGGGUCUGGACGGCACCUUGAUUCGGGCACGUCAGCAUCCGAACAAUGUUUGGGCGCUGCAAGGGUACCAUGAGUGUCUGGUGCGUCUGGAACGCACAGCUGAGGCUCGGGUAAUUGAGCCGCAAUUGAAGGUGGCUCUUGCCAUCGCCGAUGUCCCAGUGCAGUCAUCGUGUUUCUGCCGGAAAGACACUUCGCAGGCCCCCGAGGCUGUGAAGGAGCUAUUCAGCCGAAGCUCUUUGUGCUGUCAGUCCGGGAAGGAGUAA
Molecule: messenger RNA, 1728 nt
Organism: Penicillium lagena
Lineage: Eukaryota; Fungi; Ascomycota; Eurotiomycetes; Eurotiales; Aspergillaceae
Product: tetratricopeptide repeat protein
Exons: 1
Coding region: 1-1728 (575 amino acids)
Cellular component (GO): intracellular anatomical structure
Molecular function (GO): protein binding
Source: RefSeq, a predicted model, not a curated record